UUUAUUCUUUUAAGAUUUGGAUCCGUGUGAGCUCUGUCACACAUAACUCAAAACUCAAACCAGUUCAACCCCAAACACACCCCCGCGCCGCUCAUCUCUUGCCCAAACCACCAGAUCACCAGACCAGCCCCUCUUCUCGCUGCCAACCAACAUCCUUCGCGCCGCUCAUCUUCCCGACUCCGGUACCCACGUAUUCUUCUUAAGAUAUACAUUAACAUGAUCGAUAGAUAGCAACUACUUGAUUUUUCAUUUCCUUGUGCAAUAGGUCAAAUUCCCACUUUUUCCCUAAAUUCUUCCCAACUGUAACUAACAAUUCACUCUUGGAAUUUCCAAAACCUAACUUGUGAAAAUCUACCAAGUCACUGGCAUCACUCUUAAUCUUAUGAAAAUUUAAAUCAAUUCUUAAAAUUCUUGAUAUGGUUUUGAUUUUGAGUGCUUGUGAUAUCUCUGCCUGAACUUCCUUUCGCUGAUAAUUAUUCCAUACCUUGCCAUUGAAUCUUGUCUUUCCAUUGGGGCAGUUAAAUUUGGAGGUUGUAGAGAAAAAAAAGAAUUCAGCCUCGAGUAUAGUUAAAUUCGAAAGUUUGUGAAAUUAUGUGGCAACACCUUCUUCGGCCCUGUAAUUAUAGGACUAUUGAGACUGUUGCUGCUGCUCAUGUUGCCCGCAAAUCCCCAUUGCUUCGUAAUUUAAUCUCCUCCUCAUCCUCUCUUUACCAACCACACUUAAAUGUGCACAAUGAAUCAAAAUUUUUGAUAACCAAUGUAAAACAUGAGCAGUGUGAAGAUCAACCAGAUUUCUCAAUUGGGUCUCCAUGUAGGGUACAGAAACUCAUUGCAUCCCAAUCUGAUCCUCUUCUUGCCAAGGAAAUUUUCGACUAUGCUUGUCGUCAACCCCAUUUUCGACCAUCAUCUUCCUCUCUCCUCGUUCUUAUCCUCAAGCUAGGCCGUUCCAAAUACUUCUCUCUGAUUGAUGAUCUUCUUCUUAGCUUCAAGUCUAGACGUUACCCUGUCACUCCAACAGCCUUCUCCUACAUAAUCAAAAUCUAUGGUGAAGCUGAUUUACCAGAUAAAGCUCUUAAAGUCUUUUAUACUAUGAUCGACUUUGGGUGUACGCCUUCUUCCAAACAAUUGAACCGCAUACUGGAAAUUUUGGUUUCUCAUCGUAACUUCAUUCGACCAGCUUUUGAUCUUUUCAAGAAUGCCCGUCAUCAUGGAGUGUUGCCCAACACCAAAUCUUAUAACAUUCUUAUUCGUGCAUUCUGUUGGAAUGGAAAUAUUAGUAUUGCCUACACACUGUUCAACAAGAUGUUCGAACGAAAUGUCAUUCCAGAUGUCGAGACGUAUCGGACAUUAAUGCAGGGUCUUUGCAGGAAGAAUCAAGUGAAUGGUGCUGUUGACUUGCUUGAAGAUAUGUUGAACAAAGGAUACAUUCCAGACACAUUGAGCUAUGCCACUUUGUUAAAUAGUUUAUGUAGGAAGAAAAAGCUAAGGGAAGCUUAUAAACUUCUCUGUAGAAUGAAGGUUAAAGGUUGCAAUCCUGAUAUUGCUCAUUACAAUACAGUUAUAAUGGGAUUUUGCAGAGAAGGGCGUGCUCUUGAUGCUUGUAAGAUUCUGGAGGAUAUGCAGUCAAAUGGUUGUUUGCCUAAUUUAGUAUCCUACGAGAGUUUGACUAAUGGAUUAUGUGAUCAAGGAAUGUUUGAAUUGGCAAAGGGUUAUGUUGAGGAGAUGACAUUAAAGGGUUUUUACCCACAUUUCUCUGUCAUUCAUGCUUUGGUUAAGGGUUUCCAUAGCAUUGGCAGAAUCCACGAGUCGUGUAGUGUUCUUGAAGACAUGCUAAAGCGUGGGAAAGCCCCUCAUUCCGAUACUUGGGAGAUUAUUAUAUCUGGGAUUUGUGAAGUUGAGGACACUGCCAAAUUUUGUGAAGUUUGGGAGAAGAUUUUGAAGAAAGAUGUAAGAAGAGACACUAGAAUAGUUGAAGCAGGCACUGGUUUGGGUGAGUAUUUAAUUAGGAAGCUACAAGCUUCCAUAUCACGAAGGAUUUGAAUAUUUCUUAGUUAAACUAGUUGUAAGAGUAUUCAAAUUUUUAGUCUCUUGGUUUGAGAUAUACGCCAUAAUCAAUUCAUUUGUAGCUCAAGUUGCACAAACGGCUUGAAUUUUUAUUGUACAUGCUUGAUUGAGUUUUUGGAUAUCUUCCAUCCUAUUUACAGCACAAACAUGAACAUCAUUUUGUUUUUGAAA
Molecule: messenger RNA, 2235 nt
Organism: Cucumis sativus (cucumber)
Lineage: Eukaryota; Viridiplantae; Streptophyta; Magnoliopsida; Cucurbitales; Cucurbitaceae
Product: pentatricopeptide repeat-containing protein At4g01400, mitochondrial
Exons: 1
Coding region: 592-2040 (482 amino acids)
Cellular component (GO): chloroplast
Molecular function (GO): protein binding
Source: RefSeq, a predicted model, not a curated record